UGAUUUUUGAUUUUUUUGUGUGCAUUGUGGAGUUGCCUCGCAAAGAGGAGAGAGAGAGAGAGAGAGAACUAUACACAGUCUGCUUUGCUGCAAGUGACUCGGUGGAGGAAAGAGAGCAGAGUAGGCAAACCGGACAGAUCAUUUUUUUGCUUCAUAUAUCCACAUCCUCCUCCUCCUCCAGACCCGGAGCGUUGACAGGGCUCCGCGCCAGUCCGCACUCGCCGUGGGAUGAGUUUGGAAACUGCGCGGGCAUUUAAAUAAUCUCACUGGACAUAUAAUCGGACAUAGGAAUAUUGCAGCCUCACCCCAAGAAAGGGAGAUUCUAAACCACAAACUGUGAGUAAAAAAACGGCGGGAUAUGGACUGAAUUGACUUUGAUGCUCGGACAGUAAGAUUUUUUUGGCUUUUACGCGCAUGAAAUUCAAAUAUUUGUGGCACCGCCCGGAGCGCACGGAGCCUCUCUGGUGUGUGUGUGAUUUUUUUUUAAAUAUAUAUAUCAUUGCGGUGUUUUUUCCUGCUAAAACAAGGAAAGAGCAACUAACACCUUAGUGCCAGAGGAGGAAAAGCGCAGGGGGGGAGAAAAAGAGACGAAAGCCCCGUGCACUUGCUGCUUUUUCACUGCAGCAGGAGCGGUGUAAGGAAGUCGUCCGGAGGAUGAAGUCUCACGCAUCCCACAGCAGAGGGCUUUGCUCUUAAUGAAAAUAUAUCUUUUCCAUAUUCGGACUCUUUCCUAGUGAUUAAAUUCUUUUUUUUUUUCUUUUUUGGGACAUUUUUCAAGUCUAAGUGGACAUUUUUUUCAGAGGGAGAACAAUGAGGACUACUGGUGCAGUGGACUAUUUGUACUAUUGCAUGCUCAUCCUGCAGUUUGUGCAUCAGCCCGCUGCCAAGCAAGUGCUCCGGUACCGUUUGGCUGAGGAGGGACCCGCCGAUGUCAGAGUAGGGAACGUAGCCGCCGACCUGGGCAUCGUUGCCGGGUCCGGUGAGGUGACAUUCACGCUUGAAUCAGGCUCUGAUUUUUUCAAAAUAGACAACAUAACAGGUGAGCUCACCACCAAUGAGAGGCGCAUAGACCGGGAAAAAUUACAGCAGUGCCAAAUGAUAUUUGAUGAAAAUGAGUGUUUUAUAGAUUUUGAAGUGUCAGUGAUAGGACCAGCCCAGAGCUGGGUAGAUCUCUUUGAGGGGAAAGUCAUCAUACUAGAUAUAAAUGAUAACACCCCAUCAUUCCCUUCCCCUGUCCUGACACUGUCUGUGGAGGAAAACAGACCCAUUGGAACCCUUUAUCUGCUGCCCACAGCCACAGACAGAGAUUUUGGCAGAAAUGGAAUAGAGAGAUACGAGCUGAUCCAGGACAAUGGGGAGAACUCAAGGCGCUCUGGCUCUUCUGGGGAUUCAUACUCAGGGAAGAGGAGAUUUGAUGAAGGCGCGAGCAGGAGCAGCGUCUUUGAACUGCAAGUUGCUGACACUACUGAUGGAGAGAAGCAGCCCCAACUCAUCAUUAAAGGGGCCCUUGAUAGGGAACAGAGAGACUCCUAUGAGCUCACACUGCGCGUUAGGGAUGGAGGAGAUCCCCCGCGCUCCUCCCAGGCCAUUCUUAGGGUGAUGAUUACCGACGUGAAUGACAACAGUCCACGGUUUGAGAAGAGCGUUUAUGAAGCCGACUUACCAGAAAACAGCUCCCCUGGCGCCCCCAUACUGCAGCUCAAAGCGACUGAUGCAGACGUGGGGGUUAACGGUCAAAUAGAGUAUGUGUUUGGGGCAGCCACAGAGUCUGUAAGGAGGCUAUUGAGGUUGGAUGAGAGCACAGGGUGGCUGAGUGUGUUGCACCGCAUCGACCGUGAAGAAGUGAGCCAGCUGAGGUUCACAGUAAUGGCCCGUGACCGAGGCCAGCCACCGAAAAUGGACAAGGCCACCGUGGUGCUGAACAUCAAGGAUGAGAACGACAACGUUCCUGCUAUUGAGAUACGGAAAAUAGGACGCAUUUUCUUAAAAGAUGGGAUAGCCAACGUGGCUGAGGACGUUGUGGUGGACACACCCAUUGCCUUGGUUCAGGUGUCAGACCGAGACCAGGGGGAAAAUGGCAUCGUGACCUGCACAGUGGUAGGAGAUGUGCCUUUUCAGCUCAAACCAGCCAGUGAGAUGGAGGGUGAGCAGAAUAAAAAGAAAUAUUUCCUCCACACAUCUGCACCGCUGGACUACGAGGCCACACAGGAAUACAAUGUGGUCAUAGUGGCUGUGGACUCUGGAAGCCCAAGUCUGGCAAGUAAUAACUCUCUUAUCGUCAAAGUUGGCGACACUAACGACAACCCUCCAGUCUUCAGCAAGAACGUCGUAGAGGUGUCGUUUCCGGAAAACAAUGCCCCUGGCGAGAGGGUGACAACAGUGGCAGCCAUCGACGCAGAUAGUGGGAAGAAUGCUGAAAUAGCCUAUUCCCUAGACUCGUCAGUAAAUGGGAUUUUCUCUAUCGAUGCAGACAGUGGAGACAUCAGAGUAAACACCAUUCUGGAUAGAGAGCAAACGGAGCGCUACGAAUUCAAAGUGAUAGCCAAAGAUAAGGGCAUAAACACCCUUCAGGGCUCUGCAACAGUGGUUGUCCUUGUGGCCGAUAAGAAUGACAACGAACCAAAGUUCAUGCAGGAUGUAUUCACCUUUUAUGUCAAAGAGAACCUUGAGCCAAACAGCCCAGUUGGCAUGGUUACAGUCAUUGACGCAGAUAAAGGCCAAAAUGCAGAAAUGAGUCUUUUCAUUGAAGAAGAGGAGGACAUUUUUUCAAUUGAGAACGACACUGGGACUAUUUUCUCCACCUUGUCUUUUGACCGAGAACAGAAAACUACUUACACGUUUCGUGUCAAAGCUGUGGACGGGGGUGAUCCUCCCAGAUCCGCCACCGCCACGGUUUCUCUCUUCGUCAUGGAUGAAAAUGACAACCCACCAACUGUCACUUUCCCAAUAAACAGCUCCUACACCCUUCUUCCUCCCUCCAGUAACAUCAGAACAGUCGUCAGAACCGUCAUAGCCACUGACACUGACACCGGCAUCAACGCGGACCUGAACUACAGCAUCAUUGGGGGAAACCCCUUCAAGCUGUUUGAAAUUGAUGGAGGCACUGGUGUCAUUUCUCUAGUGGGGAAGUUGGAGCAGAAGCACUAUGGCCUUCACCGAUUAGUGGUCCAGGUGAAUGACAGCGGCCAGCCUUCACAAAGCACCACCACACUAGUUCAUGUGUACGUUAAUGAGACCCUUUCCAAUUCCACAGUUGUGGAGGCCCAGGUGGCUAAAAGCCUGAGCACGUCUCUCAACACCAACAUUGCCGGUGACCCCAACUAUGAUCUAAGCAAACAGCGGUUAAGCAUUGUGAUUGGGGUAGUUUCAGGCAUCAUGACGGUCAUCCUCAUUAUUCUAGUUGUUGUCAUGGCCCGUUACUGCCGUCCCAAGAAUAAGAAUGGCUAUGAGGCCGGCAAGAAGGAUCACGAAGACUUCUUCACACCACAGCAGCACGACAAGUCCAAGAAGCCCAAGAAGGAUAAGAAGAAACAGAAGUCAAAACAGCCACUCUACAGCAGCAUCGUCACUGUAGAGGCCUCCAAACCCAAUGGGCAGCGCUACGAUGGCGUCAACGAGAAGCUGUCGGACAGUCCUGGCAUGGGUCGCUACCGUUCAGUCAACGGAGGGCCGGGGAGCCCAGAUCUGGCCCGACACUACAAGUCCAGUUCACCACUCCCUACUGUCCAGCUUCAUCCACAGUCGCCAACGGCUGGUAAAAAGCACCAGGCAGUUCAGGACCUGCCCCCUGCCAAUACCUUUGUUGGCACCGGAGAUAACAUUUCGCUUGGAUCUGACCACUGCUCUGAUUACAGCAGUCAAACUAUCAACAAGUACAACAAACAGCCGUUUCGCCGAGUGACCUUCUCGGUGGUGAGCCAGCCCCAGGACCCUCACCAGCAGGGAUCGCUGCAGAGCUGCUACGACAGCGGCCUGGACGAGUCGGAGACGCCCAGCAGCAAGAGUUCGUCGGGCCCCCGGCUGGGCGCCCUUCCCCUUCCCGAGGACAGCUACGAGAGGACAACGCCGGAUGGCAGUGUCGGUGAGGCAGAGCACAUGGAAAAUGACGCCCGGCCUUUGCCUGACGUAGCCAUGACUGGCAAGUGCACCCGGGAAUGCGACGAGUACGGCCACUCGGACUCCUGCUGGAUGCCUGUGCGCACGUCGCCUGAGCGACGGCCAUCCAAGUCAACCACCACCCCACAACAACCAAAGCUUUCAACUUUCAUGAGCGGCAACGGCAGCGGCAGCAGCAGCGCAGAGCAUCCCGGCAGCCAAGAGACCCUCGCCAUGGCCGCCAUGGCCAACGGAGACCCAACUGCCGCUCACAUGAUGGGCGACCGCAAUCGCAACCUGCUCAACAAAAAGAUGGCUUCCUCCUCCUCCUCCUACGAGGCCUUCGGCUCGCCUUCCUACGGCUCGCCAGGAAGUGGGGAGGAGACGCUGGGCCACCCCACCGAGGAGAUCCCUCUGGCACCUACUGGGGAGUACAAGCCCACGUCCUGUGGUACUCUGACGCGACGGGAGGUGUACCUGUGAGCUGGGAGGGUUUGACGCACCUGCUGUGCCACAAUAUAUGGCAUUAAAACACAACACUAAGCAUAGUUGCUUACUACCCACCACCGUUACAGCUCUAGAAGCUUUUAGCCGCCCUUGUUCUACGCAAGGUAGGACUAAUCUUUCUCCAAAGACUUUUACAACAGCUCCUUAAUGAAAAAUCUAAGUGGAUAUAUAAACAUAGUACCAUUUUUUAAAGUGCUAAUUCCGGCCGUGACCUGGAAGAAACGAGGAGGAGGAGGAAAAACUGUUGAGGGCAUUGAUGGGGACUUGGGAUGAGGCUCUUGGGACAUGAUCUGCUGCCUGACAGUCAAUCUGUACAAUAAUCAACUCAUUUUACAUAAUACAGUACAUGCAUGCAUUAACCCGCUCCCCCUCCCUGCCCCGUCCUACAUGAAGGUCCCAUUCCUUGAAGAUGACACUGUACAAAAAGAGACUUUUUCUUUUUCUGUUUGUGUUUUUUCUAGAAACAAAGUUGUACAUGUGGACUAUUUUGACUUCAAAGUGUGUCUGGUUAUGCCUUUUUAUUUUAUUUUUUAUUAUUAUUAUUAUUUCAGAACAGUGCAGCACUCUCGCCAUGAUGUUCAGUGGCUGCAACAAUAUAUUGGACAUAGUGGUCUCUAUCAUACCGAGCUGUCCGUGGAUUUUUCGUCAUCUUGACUGUGAUAAAAGUCGCUCAAUAGCAGACCAAAACUAUUCAACUCGUACAUGGACGGAAAAAGACUAAGCUUUAAAUACUCAGCCCGGUAAACAACACUCGUCUCUCUCGAAAAGGGAGAUUCUUGGACAGACAAACAAAGAGCCAAUGGAAUUUACUGCAACAACACCUCGCUGCAGACUACGACACCGCUGGUAUGACGAGCAGAAACGAUGACUGAGUCUAACCUACCAGUGCGUACGCUCUCCACGGGUGAAAAGUCACUCAUUGUACAUAAACAUUGGACCACAGCAACAACGCUUACUGCUCUCAUUCCCUUUUGUCUUGCUACCUUUCCUCAGUCUCUCGUUCUUUGUCUUUGAUUGGCGAGGUGGAGACCAAACCCUCCCCACACCCCCCCCUUCUUACGAAAUGCAAAAUUUAGAGCCAUGACAUAUCGCCGCAUUUGGCUGGAAAAAAAAGCAUGUGUGUACAUGGUUUGUGCAUAUUCGGAUCACCUCAGUCGGGAUUGCUACUGUUGCUAUAUCGAGUUGUGAAACCCUGUUUUACGCAAAUCACACAUGCGGAUUCAUUUAAACUGAGGCCAGUGGCGCUGCUGUACUGACUGAAAAUCCUGGGUAAGCACAGUGUGUGGCAUGCCGAGAUUAAAAUUAUGGAGGUGCAACUGAAAUUGUAUGUGUGUAUGGGCCAGAUAUGCAGUAUAUAGUGUGUGUGUUUUGACUAUAUUUAGUGUAUACUGUAGAUGUACACCGAUUAUAGGCUUAGGAGAGCGUAAACAUGGCCAAGCUGGUCCUAAAACAGCUGCAAGGACAGCUUUUUACUGUUAUUCCUCUUUUUUUUUUUAAUCUUUUUUUUUUUUUGUUGUGUGAUAGACUGAGCAAUAAAUAUCAUAAUGUACACGUGACCAACAAGCAUCAACUUCUUUCUCCACUUCUAUCUCAAAGCCUCCAAUGUGACAAUAACCCACCACGACGUGGCUGUCCAAGAGUCCUUUUUUUAGCACUUGUAGAUGUUUGCUUUCCAUAAAGUACAUGGUGAUGGCAUCUUUGAGCACGAAUGUAAGAAUCAGCUCAAUGGAGAACAAUCAAAAAGCAACGUCUGUACGCGCAGAUACCAGGAAGGUUUUUUUGUUUUUGUUUUUUUGAUUACUGGAAAAAAAAUGGUGUCAAAGUGAAACCAAAGCUUCGCAAACAGGAUGAAGCAUCCCCCCCCCAUUACACAGAAAAAUAGCUUUCCGGGAGAACUUUGCUUUAAGUACACAUUACAUGAUUUGUUUGAAGUUAAAAUGAAGGAUUUAAGAAUGUGACUUCUCAACUUAAAAAAAAGCAUCCACUACUCUCUCUCGAAGCUGACCACACACAACAUGACAAUGUUGAGAUGUUGUGCCUCCCUGGUCUACAGUGACGUUUCUUUUCUUUUCUAUUUUUUUUUUUCCCGCAGCUAUACAGAGGCGCAAAAUCUCAUGACUGUAAUAAAGCAAAAGAAUAUCAGAUGCAAUGGAACUUUUUUUGUAUGUUAGCAAAACCCCUUUGGUUUGACCGGAGCUGCUUUUUUUCUGCAUUUCCGGCAAUCUAUAGUCUGUAAGUACUACUCGUUGUUCGAAAGAAAGUGCUCCUAUACUUAUCAACUGUAUACAUGAAUAUUUACUUUUUACUGCACGUUUAAAUGGGAACUUACUUCACUUACUGAGAAGGAAGGAGAAAAAAAAAACUGUAAAACAAAAUGUACAAAAAAAAAAAAUGUUUUCCCUGUAAACAUGGAAAUCCACCUUGUUGCUUGCUUUUGUUAUACCUAAAGAAACAUGUAGUACAACUUAGUACAUCAGUUAAGACCAUCCGGUUUGUUCCUUUUUUUUGUUUUUGGAAUUUUUCAUACUUAACCAAAUUUCCGUCAACGUCUCUCGUGUCACCACGCAAACUCAAACCUCUCACACGUUCCAUUCACACCGACUUUAUACCACGAGAAUUGCAAUUUUUUACCCGCAUCUUGUAUUUUACUUUGUGAUCCCAUGCAUUGAUUUCCUACACGAUAACAGUCAAAACCGUGGAAAUGAUCAUAUUCUUUUUCUUUCUUUCUUUUAUCUGGUGCCACUUUGUAUAUUUAGAGUGCUUCUGAAAAAAAAGGGAAAAAAACUACAUAAAAAAAAAAAUACUAGAGUGAAUGCAAAUAUGCAAUUGUGCCUUUUUAUACCAAUUGGUAU
Messenger RNA from Larimichthys crocea (large yellow croaker), 7454 nucleotides. It is a transcript of the gene pcdh7b, whose product is annotated as protocadherin 7b. Gene Ontology annotation, cellular component: plasma membrane. NCBI's taxonomy places the organism in Eukaryota, Metazoa, Chordata, Actinopteri, Sciaenidae. Gene Ontology annotation, molecular function: calcium ion binding. The record is from RefSeq and is a predicted model, not a curated record. Gene Ontology annotation, biological process: homophilic cell-cell adhesion. The transcript has 3 exons. The coding region runs from base 811 to 4578 and encodes 1255 amino acids.